AUGUUAACAACUGAACAAUACCGAGUGAUUUUCUUGUACGAAUACAAGUUGGAUCACUCUGCCACCGAAGCUCUACGAAACAUCAAGCGGGCUUUUGGUAACGAUUCUGUUGACUUUAGAACUGUUCGGAGAUGGUUCCAAAGGUUUCGUUCGGGAAAUGAAAUCCUUAAAAAUGAACCAAGAAGGAGACCAAAAUCAGUUAUUCGGCAUGAUCAACUGAAUGCUUUGGUUAAAGGAAAUCCGAGAACAACGGUCCGAAAAAUCGGAUCAUUGGUACAGACAUCUCCCGCAACUGCUUGUCGGCACUUGAAGAAAAUUGGAAAAGUCAAAAAGAUGGAUAGGUUUGUUCCCCAUCAACUUAAUGACAUUCAAAGAAACAGACGCCUUACAGUGUGUUCCAAGUUGAUUUCUCGGUUGUAUCGACUCAUUACGUGUGAUGAGAAAUGGAUAUUAUUUGAUAACAGCAGGUGGACAGGACAGUGGUUAGAUGAAAGAGAGUCACCAAAACACUACCCAAAACCCUCAUUGCACCAUAAAAAGAUGAUGAUCACUGUAUCGUGGUCAAUAAAGGGGGUUAUUCAUUAUUCGUUUUUGCAACAAGGUAAAACUGUAACAGCAACAUCUUAUUGUCGGGAAAUUGAUUUUAUGCAUGAAAAAUUAAAAAAGAAGCAACCCAGAUUAGUUAAUUAG
Messenger RNA from Octopus sinensis (East Asian common octopus), 690 nucleotides. Its product is annotated as histone-lysine N-methyltransferase SETMAR-like. The transcript has a single exon. NCBI's taxonomy places the organism in Eukaryota, Metazoa, Mollusca, Cephalopoda, Octopoda, Octopodidae. Gene Ontology annotation, molecular function: nucleic acid binding. Bases 1 to 690 code for a protein of 229 amino acids. The record is from RefSeq and is a predicted model, not a curated record.